Camellia sinensis is the source of this 1029-nucleotide messenger RNA. Lineage: Eukaryota; Viridiplantae; Streptophyta; Magnoliopsida; Ericales; Theaceae. The record is from RefSeq and is a predicted model, not a curated record.
AUGGAUGCCGAGAUCACCGAGCUCAACAAAAAAAUGGAAGAUGCUGAAGACAGAGGUUACAAGGAGGGAGAGGCCACCUACAUCCUGCAAUGUGAAGCAGCUAAGGACAUAUUUUUCAAAUACGGAUGGAAGGCAGCUGUGUCAAGGCUCAGUUAUGGCGAAGAGAGCGAGUUGGCACUGGCAAGCCAUGCAGCUCUAUCACCUAAAGUUUAUUGGAAAUCCAUGUUGCCAAACACUCCCAUGCCUAUGACUAUUAAGAAUAGUCUGAGCCCUGAACUGGUAGAAGAGAAAAGCACCUCAAUCGACAUAGACAAAGGAGUAGACGUCAGCACCGGAAAGCCCCACAAAGAAACCAAUGUCGGUGUUAGCAAAGAUGGUGUCUCCGCCAGCACUGGAGGCAAGGGAACAUCGGUACAUGUUGUACUACCCAAACUACCCGGACCAGCACCAUACGGAUACUAUUAUGGUGCUACUGCUGACCGACUCCAUGAUAACCCGGACGUAGCUCUUUUCUUCUUAGAAAAGGACAUGAAACUAGGCAUGAAGAUGCCCUCGCACUUCACUAAAGCCACGAACGCAGCUACUUUCUUACCUCGCCAGGUUUCGAAACAGAUACCCUUUUCAUCCAACAAAUUGCCGGAAAUUCUGAACCACUUUCCAGUGAAACCAAACUCAAUGGAAGCUAAGAUAAUGAAAACAAGCAAUCAAAGAAUUCUAAUGAAGUUGCACAAUAUUUCUCUGCCUUAUAUUUCAGGAGUGAAGAAAGCGAGCAGCAAAACUGUGGUGUGCCAUAAGCAGAACUACGUGUAUGCUAUAUUUUACUGCCACAAAACAGACACCACAAAAACAUAUAUGGUGUCGAUGACCCGUGCUGACUGCACAAAAGCAAAAGCAGUGACAUUGUGUCAUACUGAUACAUCGGCAUGGAAUCCAAAGCACGUAGCCUUUCUAGUGCUCAAGGUUAAACGGGGAACUGUUCCAACCUGCCAUUUCCUUCCGGAGGAUCAUGUCGUCUGGGUUCCAAACUAG